This is a messenger RNA of Meloidogyne enterolobii, 993 nucleotides long. The record is from the annotation of a GenBank genome assembly. Lineage: Eukaryota; Metazoa; Nematoda; Chromadorea; Rhabditida; Meloidogynidae.
AUGGAGGUAAUUUGUAAGUCCGAAAAUGAUGGUAUUCUUUGUUUCGACACAACUGAAAGUCUUUUUCUAUGGAAUGAAAUAGAGAAUAUUACUCCAAAUCCUCAUCAAUCAACUUACAAAUUGAACAAUUUUAAUUGGAAUAAAGCAGCAAAACGACCACGAACUCUGGUUUGCCAUGAUCAUCGUGGAGGUAUCACUUGUACUUCUCUACCAAACAAAGACAAAGAACGCCAAAUUCCAAUUUAUUCAUUUUUUCAUUGGUGGUAUAUUGACAUUUUUGUUUAUUUCUCCCAUCAUUUUGUUACUGUGCCGCCUGAUGUUUGGAUUUUGGCUGCACAUCAACACGUAGUUUUGAUUUUAGGAAUAUUUAUAAUCGAAUCAGUCUCUCUUUUCAAUCAAUCUUUUUCUGAUGAUUCCAUUACCGAUAAAAUUGUUUCUUCCCUCGUUGAUUUAUGCAAAAAUAUGAAUUUUGAUGGCUGGCUUAUUAAUAUUGAAAAUCGCGUUUAUUCUGUUUAUUUGGACCGAUUAGAAGGGUUUCUGAGAAAGUUGAGACGAGAUUUGCGAGAUAAUGUUCAUAAUUGCACUCAAGUUGUAAAUUCUGGUGAAUUGUGUUGGCAGAAUGAGCUCAAUAAGGACAAUAUGCGUUGGUUCUCAUCUGUUGAUGGUUUUUACACAAAUUAUGGCUGGACAGAAUGUCAUCUUCAACGAACUCUCGAAACUUUUUACAAAAACUUUUCUGAGGACAAAUCUCUUUUUGAUAUUUAUAUUGGAAUUGAUGUUUUUGGACGGGGUUGUACAGGCUGGGAAUGCUUUAAACCUUUGGAAGUUAUUCGUCGUUACAACUUUUCUACAGCAAUAUUUGCGCCAGGUUGGAUUUGCGAGACUUGUCCUAAAAGGGAUCAGAAAAUUAGUCUUUUUGAUAAUUCUGAGAAGUUCUGGAAUUUGUUAAAGGUUUCUAAUUUUAUUCUUUACUUAAUUUUUUGGGCUAGAUAA